AUGCAACUGCGACUUCAACUUAUUCUUCUUUUCUACUUCUCUCGCAGCUUCUUCUGCGAUGAUUGUCAGUUUUCUAUGAAAAUAGAGCGUUUUCUAAGUGGUUUUGGUUCAGAUGAAAUCAAAGAGGAGAACAUCGUCGGCCUCGAAGACUUCCUGAUGAGUCUCGACCCUCAGACAAGCGAUGUGGUAACUAUCAAGUUUUCCGCUUUGCAUUUUGAGAGUCGCGCCGAGCGAAUCGGAACGAAAAAUUGGAGUUAUCCUAAGUUUACUGUUUAACACUUCAGUUUUCUUAAGGGGUCAAGAAACACUUGGUCUUUUGACCGGCAGUAAGAGGCCAGUUUUGCAAUCAAAAUUUUUUUAGGGAUCUUUCCAGAAAAUUACAGUAAAAUUGCGCAGUUCAAUAGUAUUGUGAGUAGGAGAACAUGUUUGGAGGAUAUUCCAAAUCAAGUAGAUAUUAUUAUUUUUAUUUUCCAAAACUCAUUCACUUAUUUUUUUUUCACCCUUUCAACCGAUUAAGAAGUGUUAUCGGCAGAAAAAUCCAACCAUUCAGAAAAAAAACUGUCAGUCAGGGUGGGAGAGCAACAUUGGAUAUUUGACAGUUUUUUCUUAGUUGUAAGCCGGUAAAAGUUUUGAAUUAAUGAGCGUUGAACUAUUCCAACCACGACCAGCUCUAGAAUCAAGACAAAAAAGUAAGACUGGUUUUCUUGUGCAUCAAAAACCUUAAUCAACAAGAAAUUUUCGAAAAAUAACCUAUGGAAACAUGAUUCUGUGAAAUGACUAAACUGACGUUUAUAGCUGCUAGAACUUCUUCAAGCGAAAACGUUGCCGGAAAAGAAAGGAAACAGAAGAAUGAAGAACAUCAUGCGAAAACUUCCACCAGCAACUUUGGAUCGUUUACUGGAAAUUUACAAAGAAACAAUGCCACGCAAGUGAUUUAUGUGAGUUGAUUAAUUAACAUUCACAUGGAUUUAUGGGUAUCAGCAUCUCAAGAGGAUAAAACACAGAAAACGGCCAGAAAUGGAAGAAAUUCAAGUGAGACUCAACCUUCUUCCGUCUCAAAAAUGAGCUCAAAAUACAAAAACACUCAUUCAAAUACCAGAUGUGUUGUGAAAUGAAAUGAACAUUCUCAAGUAGCAUCCGAUAGAUUGUCCUAUUCUCUUCAAGAGUUUUGAGGUGAACGCUACAAUAACAUUUCUUAAUUCAAUUACGCUGCUGUGAAGAACUGGUCCCCUAUAAUUUUUUGUGUCUGGAUGGGUUGAGUUUGGAAGAAAAAGUUUCAAACAGGUGAAGACAAAUUCAGACGAAAUGCUAUUCUAGAAGGAAUUUUUUGCACUGCGAUGCCUUUCACAGAGUUUUUAGAUUUUCAUAACUUUCAAUACUUCAAAAGUUCGGAUGAAAAGCGCAAAAAACCAAGAUUUUUUGCAAUUCAUAUGGACUUUCAGCAAGCAUAUUCUUCAAAAAACCAAACUGAUAAACAUUUGAGUGCACAUUGUAUCACAAUUUCGAAUUUUGCUACUGUAGCAGCCUUUUUUGUAUUUAGUUUUCAAGUUUUUGUAUGUUUUUCCUUCGCCAUUUUCUUAAUAAAAUUCGAAUCAAUGGCAGCUGAGAUCAGCAGGAGGAGCCAAUCGAUUGCUCUCCGCGCAUCUUGCAGUGACAUCCACUGUAGGUUUUUGCUCCUAUAAAUCUUUUGAUUUGUCAGCAAAAUUAUAUCGAUAUCCUUGCUGAAAACCGAGUCGAACAAAAUGUUUGCUACUGUAAGAUUUUAAUAACUGUUUUUUUUAUUUCUUUCUUUUUUUCUGAAGUUUUUUUCAUUUCAGUUUUUCCGUUAAUAGAUACUUGUACAUGGAAAAAGAAUUUUUUUCCAAGUUUUUUUGAAAAGAGCGGAAAAAUAUUUAAAUUUUUUUGUUUUUUUGAAAUUUGAUUCUCGAGCUCAUGCGUCUCUAAACCGUGUUUAGCAAAAAUCAGAAACUAUAAGAUAACUUUACUGAGUCAUUAAUUUUUUUAAUUUGUGAAAUCGAUCUGUUAAUUUUCAGCAGCUAAUUUGUUAACUUCAAGCCUUAUCGCAGUUUUUCAAAGUUGUUUAAUUCAACAAUAGUUUUUUUGCACCUUUUCGAGCUGUUAAUCAUACUUUAUUUCAAAUGAUUACUUUUCAAUUGCUCCUCUUUGACUUGAAAAAUGGAGAAAAUUUCUUAAAGAUCAGAAACGGAUCAUCAAAAAAAUCAGCCAACAGAAGUGCAGUAGAACUGGGAGCUUUGAGAUCGUCUGAUAAUUUAUAAUGUCUCGGCACACAACUCGACAGCAGCCGUUUUGGCUGAGUCAGCGGAGAUCGGGGAAAAAAGAGCAAAGGGAUUGAUGAAGGUUCAUUGCAGAUACUUUCCAUCUUGCUCGACGUGCCAUUUAUUCCUCGGCGUUGUAACAAAAGAAGCAGAGAGAGCCGAAGUUUGCCGCCGAUGACCCGCUGCGACGGCCAGACCUCUUCCCAACACCUUUUCCUUUCUGCUCUUCCUACUUCUUCUGUACCUCGGCUCAACCUCUCAGCUUCAUCUUUAUAA
Messenger RNA from Caenorhabditis auriculariae, 2552 nucleotides. The record is from the annotation of a GenBank genome assembly. NCBI's taxonomy places the organism in Eukaryota, Metazoa, Nematoda, Chromadorea, Rhabditida, Rhabditidae.